Anguilla anguilla (European eel) is the source of this 2555-nucleotide messenger RNA. Its product is annotated as pre-mRNA-splicing factor 38B-like. The coding region runs from base 288 to 2219 and encodes 643 amino acids. NCBI's taxonomy places the organism in Eukaryota, Metazoa, Chordata, Actinopteri, Anguilliformes, Anguillidae. Gene Ontology annotation, cellular component: precatalytic spliceosome. The transcript is spliced from 6 exons. The record is from RefSeq and is a predicted model, not a curated record.
CUUCUUUCCCGGUAGUUACGGAAAAGCUGUCCAUCUUGUUCUCCGGCAUUAGCAAGAACUGAGAGUUACCAGCACGGAAAUUAUUGUUAACGUUUGCGGAUUUAGUUUCAAUUUUGGACAUAUUAUACACAUAUGUAUAUCCUUUCAAUAUUCCGUUAACGAUCGUAAAUAUACAAACGUUGGAACCGGUUUAAUGGCGAUAUAUUGAGAAGAUCAGGAGUAAACCUGGUUGUAAGCGUAGGCUAGUUUUAAGCUAUUCAGUAGCUAGCUAGCUAUCAUAGCGGAUUAUGAUGGCAAACAACACGGCUUUAGCGACUGUGAAUCAGCCGCAGCAGGCCUUGAAUAAACCCGCUGCGUCUGGAAAACACGGAAAUGUGUUGCCUUUGUGGGGCAACGAAAAGACAAUGAACCUAAACCCAAUGAUUCUCACGAACGUGCUAUCUUCGCCGUAUUUCAAGGUGCAACUCUAUGAGCUGAAGACUUACCAUGAGGUCGUGGACGAAAUCUACUUCAAGGUAACGCACGUAGAGCCGUGGGAGAAAGGCAGUAGGAAAACUGCGGGCCAGACUGGCAUGUGCGGAGGGGUCCGUGGUGUUGGAACCGGAGGCAUCGUCUCCACUGCAUUCUGUCUACUGUACAAACUUUUUACCCUCAAGCUCACUCGUAAGCAGGUGAUGGGACUCAUCACACACACAGACUCGCCCUACAUCAGAGCCCUUGGCUUCAUGUACAUAAGAUAUACACAACCCCCAGCUGACCUAGUGGAUUGGUUUGACGGCUUCCUUGAUGAUGAGGAGGAGCUGGACGUGAAGGCCGGAGGUGGUUGCGUCAUGACCAUCGGAGAGAUGCUGCGCUCCUUCUUAACCAAGCUGGAGUGGUUCUCCACUUUGUUCCCACGCAUUCCUGUGCCUGUCCAGAAGGCCAUUGACCACCAGAUGAAGAGCCGGCCCAGGAAGGUCCCUCAGCCCGAGUACCAGGAGCCGACCCCGGAGGAGCCCGCACGGCAGGCCGUACGCCGGCGCUCCAGGACUCCCAGGAGGACGCCGAGCCCUCGCCGGUCCCCGAAGAGGUCAAGGAGCAGGAGCCACCACCGCGAGGGCCGGGGGAGAGCCAGCUUUGACCGGGAGCUGGAGAGGGAGCGGGACCGGCAGAGGAAGGAGCGGGACGUGGGGGACAAGGACAGAGACAGGGGGCACAGGGGGGACAGGGGUGGGGACAAAGACCGGCGGCGCUCCCUCAGCUUGGAGCGCCGGCGCAGCCGGAGCAGGGAGCGGCGGCGAAGCCAGAGCGCCAGCCGCGACAAGAAGAACGACCGCCGGGAGAAGGAGAAGGAGAGGGAGCGGGAGGGCGAGGGCAACCGGAGCCGGAAGAAAGACCGCGACCACAAAGACAGGGACGGAGAGCGGGAGAGGGAGGAGCGGUCCAAGGACAGAAAGCAUAAAGAGGACAGGGAGGAGAAGAGAGAGAGGGAGGAGAGGAAAGCAAAGAGAGCCAGCCGAAGCAAGAGCAGGGAGGGGAGACGCAGGAGCGAGAGCAAGGGCCGGGCGGACAGGGAGGCUAGGAAGAGAGACGGCAGCCGGAGCAAGGAGCGGUCGAGCAAGCGCUCCAGCGCAGAGCGGGCGCACCGGCGCAGCCGCAGCAAAGAGCGGUCCAACAAGCGCAGCCACAGCAAGGAGCGGUCUCACAAGAGCAACAGCAGCAUCGAGCCUUCACACAAGCGCAGCCGCAGCAAGGAGCGGUCGCACAAGAGCAACAGCAGCAUGGAGCCUUCACACAAGCGCAGCCGCAGCAAGGAGCGGUCGCACAAGAGCAACAGCAGCAUCGAGCCUUCACACAAGCGCAGCCGCAGCAAGGAGCGGUCGACCAAGCGCAGCGGCAGCAAGGAGCGGUCGAACAAGCGCAGCGGCAGCAAGGAGCGGUCGAACAAGCGCAGCGGCAGCAAGGAGCGUUCAAACAAGCGCAGCGGCAGCAAAGAGCGGUCGAGGAAGAGUAGCCGCAGCAAAGAGCGGUCAGACAAGCGAAGCCGCAGCAAGGAGCGGUCACACAAGCGCAGCAGCAGUAUAGAGCGGAACAGGCACAGCGGUAGCGAAGAGCCCAAACGUAGCCACAGCAAAGAGCCGUCGCUCCAGAAGGAGCCCACCAAGGGGAACGGGCUCAGUAAAGACGAGCGCGAAAGGAGUGUAAGCUCAGAGCGAAAGGAAGGAUCACUGGACAGCUAAACAGAAUCAACUUGGGACUCCCCAUGCAAUCCCAGAGUUACUCAGUGGUGGAUUUCUCCAGGAAAAGUCUCACCAUUGCAGACUCGUUGGCCGGUGUAGUGUAGUCCAUUUCAAAAGAGAUGAUGCAAAAGUUUUAAUUUUUUUAUGAAACGUUUUUUGUCCUCAUGAUCCAGCUUUGUAAAUAAAGGUCUGAAAAUGUUUUAAAUCCAAUGGAGCAACCACACUGGGUUAAUUUGUACAAGGUACCCAAGUUCGUUGAAAUUGUGAGGUUUGAUUUCAAACUACUUGUGUUUCAGUGUUUUUUUUCCUAAUAAAAUACUUUCUUGAAAGGAGAAA